AUGGUUUCACACUGAUCAUGAUAACUUCCGUCUUUGACCACUUUCACUCCAGCCACGGAAGUCAGUAGUCCUUGGUUCUAAUGCCUUCCUUUGGGCAGGUUUUGUAAUCAUUUGCAGCUAGACAGUAGAGUGAAUCAAACCAAAAAGCAUAAAAAAUCUAAGAUCAAGACGGCCAAAAGGCAGAAAACAAAGCCACUGAUGCUAGCGCAAUACAACCUAACAGAGGGCAACAAUCAUAAGUUAUAAUACAUAUAGACAGAUUUAAUAAGAUUUGCUUUAGUCAUUUUCUAAUUAAAGCUGUUAGAUAUUUCAAGAAGGAAACAUGAGAAUUAAGACAAGUUAGUUUUUAUUACUGGUACAAACAAAAUAAUGGAAGAAAACGAAGAAGGUUCCCAUCAAUGUGCUGUUUGUGAAGAGGUAUUUCAAAAUUAUGAUCAACUCGAGAAACAUUGCAAAGUUCAUGUUAAAGUGGAGAAUGUAAAUAAAAAAUUUGAAACUGCUGAGGAGUCAUCUUCCGAAAUGAAUAACUGUAGUAAAGGGAGUGAAGUAACGUUUGAUAUAGGCCCUACAGAAAACCAAAUUAUAGAGCAAGCAACAGAUACACGAGCUGGUAUCAAAGCGGAAGUCGAACAGAAUGCGGAAACAAUGGAUGAAUCAGAGGAAAAUCCAGAUGAAACCCACCAGAAACGUGCAGAAACUUUCAACAAAGAGAUGGUUAAAAUCCAUGAAUGUGACAUUUGUGGAAAAUCUUUCCUCAAAAGAGGUUAUUUAACGACUCACAGAAAAAUCCACACAGAGGAACGUAAAUUUAAAUGUCACCUUUGUGAAAAAGUUUUCAAUGUCAAUGGUAAUCUACAAAAACACCUGAUUAUUCAUUCAGGAACUCGUCCGUACACAUGCGAAUUUUGUGGUAAAUCCUUCAGUGCGAAUUCCACGUUACAAAAACACACCAGAACCCACACGGGUGAAAGACCAUUUAAGUGUAACUACUGCAACGCUGCGUUUAAAGAAUCGGGGAGUUUGUUCAAACACACGAGAAUCCACACGGGAGAGAAGCCAUAUAAAUGCGAAAUUUGUUUCAAAUCUUUCGGUUACAGUUUUAGUUUACAAAAACACAUGCGAAGUCAUUCGGGAGAAAGACCCUACUGUUGUGAUAUCUGCAAUAAGGCGUUUAGUUGUAAUGGUGGAUUGCAAAGACAUCUACGCACUCACACGGGUGAAAAACCCUUUAAGUGUAAUGUUUGUGGUAAAUAUUUUACACAGAGAAGUGAUUUAAUAACUCAUGAUAGAAUUCAUACCGGUAAAAAACCUUAUAAAUGUGCUGUCUGUUCCAAAGCGUUUAAUCAGAGUAGUAAUCUGAAAGCACAUAAAUGUGGCAGUUCUCAGACUGAAUAAAACUGGAAACAGGAAAAAGGGUACUGAACCCGAAACGUUGAAUUAUUAAACAAUCCUUUAACUCUACAAGUCUGUUCGUGUACUCUGUUAUGUGGCAGUUCUCAGACUGAAUAAAACUGGAAACAGGAAAAAGGGUACUGAACCCGAAACGUUGAAUUAUUAAACAAUCCUUUAACUCUACAAGUCUGUUCGUGUACUCUGUUAUGUGGCAGUUCUCAGACUUAAUAAAACUGGAAACAGGAAAAAGGGUACUGAACCCGAAACGUUGAAUUAUUAAACAAUCCUUUAACUCUACAAGUCUGUUCGUGUACUCUGUUUGGCGGGGAUUCUUUAAUUUUAUUCUACUGAAUAAAACUCUUAGGCCUGAAAAGAAUCUGUGAGGUUUCUCCUUCGCAUAUGAUUCUUAAUUUAUUCAAUUUUAUUUUAAAUGUUUGAUGUAAUACCUAGAUUCAGGAGUGUUUAUAUUAUAAGGAGUAAAACAAAAUUACGUUGUGAGGAAGGUCUCAGAAACAGAUUCUGGUACCCAAGUUUUACUGUCUAUGCAAUGGUUGUUUUUUUUAAUUAUUAUUUUAUUAUUUAUUAUAAAUUUUAAUGAACUAUGGUAUGUUGUUUUACCAGUACAGGUACAUGUAAGUACAUGUUUUACCAGUACCGGUAAUUACAUGUAUGUUUCCAAAUCCAGCUAUCGGGUUGAUUUAAUUUAAAUACAUAAUUUUGGAUUAAAUUAGAACUGAAACAUUCACGUGCUGGUGUAAAUGAGACAUAAUGCUUGUGUACAUGUAAAUCUAUUACUGUAAAGAGUACAGUUUAUUUCUGUAUUAAAUGACACAAUUGGAAUUAAACAUGUCCAACUAAAAGAUAUACAUGUUGAAAAUUAAUACAAUCAAAGUUACAACAUUGGUUAAAUUAAGCAUCCUGAGCUAUCUGGGAUUGUUUGUUUAAACAUACAUGUACAUUAUGCAAGAGUUAAUUCUGCCUAUUGCAGGUCUUUCUUUAGGCCUGAAAUGUUAUAAUUAGACAUUUAUUAACAUGAAAAGACUGUAAUCAACUCUCGAUGCCAUCUUAUGUGUCAGAUUUUCAUUGGAUUUGAAUCCGAUCUGCUGC
This is a messenger RNA of Patella vulgata (common limpet), 2499 nucleotides long. RefSeq names its product zinc finger protein 239. The transcript has 2 exons. The record is from RefSeq and is a predicted model, not a curated record. Gene Ontology annotation, cellular component: chromosome. Gene Ontology annotation, molecular function: chromatin insulator sequence binding. Gene Ontology annotation, biological process: regulation of transcription by RNA polymerase II. Lineage: Eukaryota; Metazoa; Mollusca; Gastropoda; Patellidae. The coding region runs from base 370 to 1395 and encodes 341 amino acids.